Messenger RNA from Sungouiella intermedia, 1101 nucleotides. The record is from the annotation of a GenBank genome assembly. NCBI's taxonomy places the organism in Eukaryota, Fungi, Ascomycota, Pichiomycetes, Serinales, Metschnikowiaceae.
AUGGACCGUUUCCGCCUGCGGUUCUCUCUGUCCCGCCUUCUGGCCCACCACAUAGAGGAAAGUUACACUAUUCGGCGUCUGCGGGACUCCAGUCUGGAUCUGUUUCUUGAGGCCCGAGAUGAAGUGCCUGAGAUGACCCGUUAUGACCAGAUCAGCCAUAUCAACCAGCCCAACCCGGUCUCUCUGACAGCACAGUCCAUUCCACUCGAUGCUGUUGAUCUGUCUCGGUAUUUGCCUGUUCAGCAGAACCUCUAUGACCCGGGCGAGCGAAUUCCCAGUUAUGAGCUGUCUCAGGAACAACACCAGAAUCAGAUACGAAACAGAAAUGCCCGAGGAACUGGUUCCAGCACGGGCGACUCAGGCCCUGCCAUUGUCACUACAACCAACCUUCGUGGCCGGUUUUUCGAUUCCAGACCAUCAAGGAAUCUGGGUCGAGAUCGAGACAGAAGCACAAGUAGCCCAGCUAGAAGUGGCCGUAAGUCACUCAAAUCGCUAGGCCUCAAAUUUCUUAAUGCUCGUCAACAUAUACUAUUGGCCCUUUGUCGAGAUAUCUCACUUAUUCCAUGUUUUCAUGGACUCUUUCAGGCGUGGUGGGUAUUUCUCCGUUCGGGCCCAAAUCUGAACGUCUACCUGGUGAAAACGUCUGCACGUAUGUCUGAACACUUUCUCACGGGCAUUUGGUGCAUCGUUUCGGGAUAUCUACUGUACCAGGUCCUUGAUGGGCUUAUGGUGCGAUGGAUCGUUACGUAUUCCACCACGGGCGCCAUUGUACGGAUGUUAUCCAUGUCCACAAUAUUAAUCACCAUCGAGGAGUACUUGAUCGCUGCUUUCUCGGCCGAGGGCUACACCUAUACUCUACAUACGUGGAUUCUUAUCUCUUGUGCACUUACGCUUCUCUAUGUCGUGCAGAACUUUGUCACUUCUAACAUAGACUUGAAGGGUAAGCAGCGGAGGCGAUUCUUUGAUUUGUAUGCAAUAGCAGUCUUUGCCGUGGUUCCUGUUGGACUUGCUAGUUUCAUCACCAUGAUUGGUGUGUUGAGGUCGUUGCUUAUAUUGCGGAUGGAUCUAGUAGACCAAAUGGCAGUAGGAGUCGUGGGAUGA